UGCAUCGCCAAAUCGAAGUGACUCGGUGUUGGGAGUACAUUGUAGAGGACCGAGGCACCCACUGUAUCAACCUGGGUGAUAUUUUCGCGCGGCUCCGUACAGUCGGUCAUUCCAUUCAGAUAAAAGGGCUCGUGUUCCUCCUACUGUGGUUCACUCUAGCAUACGGCAUCGUGCAAUUCCUUUAGACGGAACCCCUCGUACUAUCUCUAAACAAUGGAGGAACUUGACAAGGAACAAAUCAGCAUUCUGAAGAAGGCUUUCGAAGCUUUUGACCAAGAAAAGAAAGGAUGCAUAGGCACGGUGAUGGUGGGCACAAUCCUCGGCAUGUUAGGUCACCAGGUCAGCGACGAUGUCCUCAAAGAAAUCAUCGACGAGGUUGAUGCUGACGGAUCUGGUGAAUUGGAGUUCGAAGAGUUCGUAACCCUGGCUUCCAGGUUCAUGGUUGAGGAAGAUGCUGAAGCGAUGCAGCAGGAACUUAAAGAAGCAUUCCGGUUAUACGAUAAAGAAGGCAACGGGUACAUCACGACUGGCGUCUUAAGAGAAAUCCUCAGAGAGCUGGAUGACAAGAUCAGCGCUGAAGAGUUAGACAUGAUGAUUGAAGAAAUUGACUCUGACGGCUCAGGAACCGUGGACUUUGAUGAAUUCAUGGAGGUCAUGACUGGAGGCGACGAUUAAACGACUGAAUCUACCAUCUAAGAGUUCUGCUCACCCCAGAAUAUGAAGGGAUAUUUUCACGUACAACAUUGACAUGAUACGAAAUUAUCAUUUGACAUGUCUUCCAAACUUACCUUUUUAAUAACGUGAAUCAUAAACAUUAAUUUAUUCUAUAAGUUAUUUAUGUUAUAAUAAAUGAUUUUGGUAAUAAAUUUUUCAUAAUUCUG
This is a messenger RNA of Spodoptera litura, 881 nucleotides long. Its product is annotated as troponin C, isoallergen Bla g 6.0101-like. Lineage: Eukaryota; Metazoa; Arthropoda; Insecta; Lepidoptera; Noctuidae. Gene Ontology annotation, molecular function: calcium ion binding. The record is from RefSeq and is a predicted model, not a curated record. Gene Ontology annotation, cellular component: myosin II complex.